Molecule: messenger RNA, 318 nt
Organism: Staurois parvus
Lineage: Eukaryota; Metazoa; Chordata; Amphibia; Anura; Ranidae
Source: the annotation of a GenBank genome assembly
CGCAGUCUCUGGUCAUCUCCUGUACUGUGUCCGCAGUUUAUGGUCAUCUCCUGUUCUAUGUCUGCAGUCUCUAGUCAUCUCCUGUAGUGUGUCCGCAGUCUCUGGUCAUCUCCUGUACUGUGUCCGCAGUCUCUGGUCAUCUCCUGUAGUAUGUCCGUAGUCUCUGGUCAUCUCCUGUACUGUGUCCACAGUCUCUGGUCAUCUCCUGUACUUGUCCGCAGUCUGUGGUCAUCUCCUGUAGUAUGUCCGCAGUCUCUGGUCAUCUCCUGUACUAUAUCUGCAGUCUUUGGUCAUCUCCUGUACUGUGUUCGCAGUCUC